Molecule: messenger RNA, 5853 nt
Organism: Trichoderma reesei QM6a
Lineage: Eukaryota; Fungi; Ascomycota; Sordariomycetes; Hypocreales; Hypocreaceae
Exons: 3
Coding region: 1-5853 (1950 amino acids)
Biological process (GO): anaphase-promoting complex-dependent catabolic process; protein K11-linked ubiquitination; metaphase/anaphase transition of mitotic cell cycle
Cellular component (GO): anaphase-promoting complex
Molecular function (GO): molecular adaptor activity
Source: RefSeq, a predicted model, not a curated record
AUGGCCACCGUCCAAUCUCUGGGGCUGCACCGGCCGGCCGGGCUCCAGCAUGCCAUUGACGAGCAACUGCUCCCUCCAGACGCGUCGGCCUCGUCCUACGCCUGGGAUGUCGUGACCGACGACGACAGGGAGGGCCCUGUGGAGGACGAACUGUUGACGACGGGCAACUGCGUCGUGUGGUGCCGCGGAGGCAUCUUCCGCAAGUCAUUCCGGUUCGAUCUUGAAAAGGAGUCCAUCACGCAAGCCCUCCUUACCUACUUCCCGACGUCUGAGGAUGAGGGCGGCAGCCGCAAGUCUUCCACGGCCCUCGAGAAGGGCUUGGUCGUCUUCCUCAAAACCCAGGCCCAUAUCUACAUGCUGUCAGGGACAAGCCACGUCGUCCACAUGCCUUUUGAAGUGGAAUCAGCCUGUGCCGCUCCCGUGGGUGUCAUCAUCCAGACGAAGCCAAAAGCCGAGAAUCUGGCGCCGAUAUCCCUAAAGUUCCCCCGAGUUCCCCCCAACUCCUUUGUGUCGUCCCAGUUGACUGCGUUCGGCGGCUCUCAGCAGACGGCCUUCUCGACGGAGGGCCUUGGAAAGCCAAAGGCGCUGCCGGUGGGACUCAACAUGACGCUGGAGAACAUGUGGGAUGCGCCCUUGGAGCAGCCAGAGUCACACUGGCCUCGGUUGGUGGCUCUCACAGAUCCGCUGUUGGACAUUGGGCUCGUGGUGACCGAUGCAGAGAAGCCAGCGUCAAAGGGCGGGAAGAGGGACAAGCCUAGAAAGGUGCAUGGCUUCCUCGAUCCUGCAGAGGAGCUGCUCUACGUGGAGAAGGUCGUCGUUCCCAGCACAUCUCCCGAGCGUCCCCAUGAACCACUGAUACUUGGUGUCACCAUCAACCGCGAGGCCAACACCUACACCAUAUGGCGCCUGUCAUAUCUGGAACACCAGGAUCACUUCAUCAAGCGCCACAAGAGUCCAAGUACAAAGGCGUCCCGUCGACGAAGCUCCAUGCAGCCUGGGUUCGCUAGUGGCGCAUCUACCCCCGUGCAGGCAAGUCACCGCGAUAGCUUCGGCGCUCCGCUUCCCGGCAAGCGGCCACGCAAGAGCGAAAGGGCCGAAAAGCCGUUGGACUUGGUUUCCACGCUGGAGAAGCAAGACAUGGAAACCACGGGAGUCGGGCGGAGGAGUUCGCACAGGCUCAGCUCAGUGCUUGCCCGCGCAGACCUUUCUGCCUCCUACGACAGAGCGAUGUUUCCAGACCAGUCAUCGGCCGGCGGUGUGUCCUCUAAACGACAUGACUCUCUCGGAAACCAUGGCCGUUCCAGUGCUUCCUUCGUCUACCAAGCCCAUCACAGCCUGGGUAGUCUCCUUGAAGCUCCAUUGGACGCUGGCCUAGAUGAGCGUAUCAAUAACAUACGGCUCGAUGACCAUGAGUUCGACGGGCUGCAGCAUGAAAUCCUCUUCAGCAAGAUCCACGUCAUCUUGAUAGAUAGUCCAACCGUUCGCUAUUCAGCAUCCGGUAGCAACUCGCGGGGCCAAACCAAAAUCUUCGUUCUUGCCGCGCCCCCUUUUGCGACGAAUGAUCAUCAGACUGGCCAGUUGCUGAUAGGCAUUCAAGAAGUAAUGGAGAAGCGCCUCCAGCUUGUUACCUUUUCUCUCAAGCUACAGCGAAAGUCGGAUGUUGUGGUGAGCUCCGGUAAAAGGGAGCCGUCAUCGAUGUUUACCGUCGCAGUACUACCGGGGGAAUUGCGGAGGGGAGAGAAUGUGGUCGACUCGUGUAAGAUCACGGAUGGAGGCCAAUCUGCUAUCCUUGUGUUGUCGGAAUCCAAGGAUGGACGGCAUGAGCUGAGCAUACAAGCACCGUGGAGCGAGAUGACCAAACUAUCUCUUUCUCUCCUUUUUGUAGACGACACGAAAAGUUUGCAAUUCCGAGGAAGAGCAGUCGACAGAGACGUCAGACAGCGGAAGAGCGAGAUUAUAGACCUCACCAAUGGCAGUAUCGUGGGCGUCUGUCAUUCCAGGCAUCGUGGGGUCGUCGAUGUGGUGGACACUCAAGGGCGCCUCCAUCAGCUAAAAAUUCAACUACGGCCAUCGUCCAGCUCUGUGUCUUCUAUUCUCAAUGUAUGCAGAAGCGUCUUGCCCGACUCGCUUGGAGAGCGCAUCCACACAGGGUGGCUUCACGUCAUGCAAUGGCUCUAUAGCCAAGGCAAAGCCGAGGCCAACGUAGAAUGGUCGGCCUUGACUAUUCUUCUCUUAUCGCUAUUCUUGAACCUUGAUCGGCCCGAGCUCCGAAAUCCUCCAUCAGAACGACUCACGGUUCGGAAACGAAGAAACCCAUCCGGCACAUUUGGGUCCAUCCGAGACUCUGAUGAUUGGAAGGCGCUUGAGAUGGGUGAGGCAGUCAACUCUCUUGGGUGCCCGGCGUGGAUGAUCAACCGCGGGUGGCAAUGGGUUCUUGACGAUGAUGUUGAGGAGACCUCAUCCCAAAGCAGCGCACCGGGCCUGGGCACAAAGUUCAUUUCCAGGCAUGUUGUCCUGGCCAAAGAAUACAUGGGAUCGACACUCGGUAUCAACGCCUUGGGGCCCUCCGGCUAUCUCCCAACGUCUCUAGGUCGGACCGCGGACUACAGACGAAAGGCUGCCGUUGACAUUUUCAUGGCUCUUCACUUGCUAUUGGAGGAGCAAAAGCUCGAUAUCAUGUCUGCCGAGUAUCUACCAUCUGGGCGAGCCGACUUUCGGGUGAUCUUAUGCCAAAUUGCUCGAUGGCUGAAGUGGCAUGACUUUGCAGCAAUCUAUGACCUGGGGAUACAGGAAGACCUCGACCCGCGUCACGAUCAAGAAUUGCGCCUAAAGCCAGCCAUCCCUGAACCGCCCGAAAGGCCGGAUAUACUCGAAUGGAUCCAGUCUCGGUUUUCGGGCAUUCGCAGCCAACAAUACCCCAUUCCAGCAGACAUAUUCUACGCCGCUACACAGCUACCCGAAUCUGAUAAACUGUUCGAUCGCCGCUGGGACUCCAUUCUUCCCCGAACUCUCACGUUCAGGCGCUUCUUCAGGCUUGUGCAGCCAAACGCUACAGCAGUGCAGAUGGUGGAGGCUAUGAAAGAAUGCGGCUUGACGAACCAUGUGCUCGACACCCUCCCAGAAGCUAUCUCAGUCCCUCUUCGAGAUGCUAUAGCACUCUGCCAACCUCACCCUCCCUCGUCCUGGCCAGAAGAGAUGCUGGAAUUUGUCAAGCGGACAGAUAUCAGCCUGGUUCUUACCUCAAACAAACGCCCGCGUCCUGCCGUGUCAAAUAUUUUGACGCCCACACACACUGCAAGCUGGGAAUUCAAGCUGCUCUGUGAGAGCGUUGAGCAGACAAAUAGCCAGGGCUAUGACGAAGGCGAAGGGACGGAGCGGCAGUCUGUGAUCCGCGCGCUCUUUAGGGAUGACCGUCGCCUUCAAGAAGCUCGAGACUUGUUGGCAACCCACAAGCCCAGGAUCGUGACCUUGCCCCAGGAUCCAGGUUUGCCGGAAAGUGAAUAUCUGGAGAAGCAGAAGGAGCUGGUUUCUAGGAUCGCCAACGGAACCUUGGCUAUUCCAGCGGGGCGGGGGCUUCUCUACUACAGUCUACGCUUCCCUCUCAUCACACAGAAGUUCCACAUUGGAGGUUUCAAUCUGAACUGCGUUGUCAAGCCCAACAAUGUCACUGUGGGCGUGGAUAAGACGCUCUUCACGGAGGAGAAGGUCUGCUGGGGUUUCUUUCAUCAAGGCGUCGCAGCGGGACUGGCAAUCUCGCCGUUGGCAAAGGGCAUUGAUACCUCGUGGAUCUUAUACAACAAACCAGGGCAGGAUCUGAGCAACCGGCAUGCUGGAUUCUUGCUCGCGCUUGGGUUGAAUGGACACCUCAAGGGCGUUGCGAAAUGGGUUGCUUUCAAAUACCUCACGCCAAAGCAUACGAUGACCUCGAUCGGCCUGCUGCUUGGCCUCGCCGCGUCGUAUAUGGGCACCAUGGACUCCCUGAUAACGCGCCUCCUCUCUGUCCACGCCACCCGCAUGCUGCCGCGGGGGGCGGCGGAGCUCAAUUUGUCACCCCUCACUCAAACUUCUGGCAUCAUGGGAAUCGGUCUCCUGUACUGUGGUAGCCAGCAUCGGCGUAUGAGCGAGAUCAUGCUCUCGGAGAUUGAGCAUGUUGACGACGAAGACGAAGAGGAGCCUCUGAGGAGCGAAUGCUACCGCCUUGCCGCCGGGUUUGCACUUGGCUUCAUCAAUCUUGGCAAAGGAAAUGAUCUCAAAGGCUUGCAAGACAUGCGCCUCACCGAGAAACUCAUUACGCAUGCCACCGCAACAAAGAACGUUGAGAUUGUGCAUGUUCUAGACCGGGCUUCAGCCGGCGCGGUCAUGGCCAUUGCACUCAUCUUUAUGAAGUCAGAAGAUCAAAUCGUGGCACGCAAAAUCGACAUUCCGGAGUCUGUGCUUCAGUUUGACUAUGUUCGCCCUGACAUUCUCCUUCUACGAACCAUGACACGAAAUCUCAUUCUGUGGUCUCAGAUCGAACCUACUUUUGGCUGGGUGCAGAAGAACCUUCCUGCGCCCUAUCGCUCACGUCACAAGCUGCAGAGCACGACCAAGCUGAGAUCGUCCGAUUUGCCCUUCUUCAGUAUUCUGACAGGCCUCUGCUUUGCCAUUGCUCUACGUUUCUCCGGAAGCGCCUCUCCCAAGGUACGGGAUCUACUCUUGCAUUACCUAGAUCAGUUCAUGCGCAUCACCGGGCUUCCUGCGACGCCUAGAAUGCACCCAGAUGCCGCUCCGCUCUAUGAUGAAGAACUGGCCAGAACCAAUGCUCGUAUGUGCCAGGACAUCCUCGCAGUCUCUUGCUCGAUUGUCAUGGCCGGCACAGGCGAUAUCCCUGUCCUCCGUCGACUCCGCGCUCUGCAUGGAAGAGACGAUCCUGAUACGCCCUACGGGUCACAUCUCGCAGCCCAUUUGGCGAUCGGGGCGCUCUUCCUUGGUUGCGGCACCGCGACCUUUGGCUCUAGCAACAAGGCAAUUGCUGCGUUACUGGUCGCCUUCUACCCGAUCUUCCCGGUCAAUGUUAUGGACAACCGGUCUCAUCUUCAGGCGUUUCGACAUUUCUGGGUACUGGCGGCCGAGCAGCGCUGUCUCGUGGCCAAAGAUGCUCUUACGGGGCAACCAGUUUCUGUACCUGUACAUAUCAAGAUGCGAGGCGGCUCUUCGAUUGAAUCGGUGCUGUACAGAACGACGCCGUGCCUACUACCCCCUCUUGAUCAAAUCUCGAGCGUGACUACUGCUGGGGGCCCGCAGUUCUGGGACGUUGAACUCGACUUUUCAAAUGAAGAAUUGAGAAAGUCCUUUGCGCAGACACAGAGCCUCUACCUUCGAAGGCGGCCACCCCGAGAAGGCGCGUUUACAUCCACUCUGAGAGCUCUUGGUGAGCAAGGAAAGGGCGAGAAUCCCUUGGAAUGGGUCCUCAACCUGGAUGCCUUGCGAGACCUGAGUUAUGCAGAGAAGGCAGCCCUGUUGGAUACCGGUGAUGAAGAGCAAGGCGGUAUCGGAAGCGCCGUUGAUGCAAGACUGGAAAUGGAGCGGGGAAUAGAGGAAGGCGGUGACAGAGAGCGCCUCGAGGGGGCGAGGCUGCUCUUCGCUUGGGGGGAUGCUCGAGAGAAUCUCCGGCAUUCGUCAUCAUCUAUGGCUGAUAGCCAGAGUACCGUCAAGGCGGCAAAAUCUCAGGAUGAGUCGACGGCCGCCGAGGAAGCUGCCGCGCAGCAUGACGAGACGGAGGACGAAGGGGAGGGUGUGUGGUGGAUGAGAGAUAGUGCUAUUGAGGCUCUCAAGGGAAAGGCAUGGAUGGUAGCCCGGCAGCACGAACAGUGA